This is a messenger RNA of Rhagoletis pomonella (apple maggot), 1287 nucleotides long. RefSeq lists its product as uncharacterized. The transcript has 2 exons. Bases 1 to 1287 code for a protein of 428 amino acids. NCBI's taxonomy places the organism in Eukaryota, Metazoa, Arthropoda, Insecta, Diptera, Tephritidae. The record is from RefSeq and is a predicted model, not a curated record.
AUGGGUAAAGUCGAGGUGCAUAUAUUUGUCGACGCUAGUCAUGUUGCGUUUUUUGCGGUGGGGUACUUGCGAAUUCUUCACGAAGGAAAUAUUGACGUCAGCUUCGUAAUGGGAACAACCCGUACCGCUCCGACGAAGCUUAUGUCGAUCCCGCGCCUCGAACUGCAGUCAGCUGUCCUGGGCACCCGUCUAUUCAAAUUAAUUCAAGAAUCCCACGAGUUCACGAUCGAGCGGGCGGUGUUCUGGAGCGACUCGCAAACUGUUCUGCAGUGGAUACAUUCAUCGCAGAGGAAAUACAAGGCGUUUGUCGGGCAUCGUAUAUCCGAAAUACUCACCUCCACUGCCCCGGAACAAUGGCGAUGGGUGCCAACUGCGCAAAAUACUGCAGACGCUGCCAUGCGCCCAUUAUGUCCACCGAAAUUUGAUAUCAACAACCGUUGGGUAAAGGGUCCCGACUUGUUAAAGUACCACGAGCAGUAUUGGCCCACCCUAACACUAAAACCGGAAGGCGUCCUACCAGAAGAAAUUAAGACCGAAGCGAUACUACUGGUACAGCCACGUAACUCAGUCAUAGAUUUUUCAAGAUUUGGUUCAUUUUCGAAGCUGCGGCGUACCACAGCUUGGGUGAUGCGUGCAGCGAACCUAUUUCGAAAGCAGCCAAAUAGCGAAGUCAAUCCAUCAACGAGCUUGAGCGUGACAGAAAUAGAAGCUGCCGAAAACAUGAUUUGCAAAUUAGUCCAGCGUGAGUGUUACGAGAGUGAAAUAUCCAACUUGCCAGCGGCGCGCAAACUUAGUAGACGAAGUUCUUUAUACAAGCUGUCACCGUAUGUUGAUGAAAGUGGUGUACUACGACUGAGCGGCCGCAUCGAUGAGACGGUAUACCUACCAUACCAAACGCGACGACCGAUUUUGCUACCACCAGAACACGCAGUGUCGGUCUUAGUUGUCAAAGAAGUCCAUGAGAGGAGCCACCAUCAGAAUCUCGCAGUAACCAUCAACGCCACCAGACAAAGCUCGGGUGACGAAGAGGACGAGCCGCUUACGCCGAACCAGUUCCUGCUCGGCUGCGUAAAUUCCACGCAGACACCACACCCAGUUGAUGAGCAAAUUUGCCUGCGCAAACAAUGGGGAAUAGCACAAAAUCUAAAGGACGGUAUAUGGAAGCACUGGACUUCGGAGUACCUGCCCCAACUUUUGCGUCGCACAAAGUGGCAAGAAAAAGCUACGCCCCUGAAAGUGAAUGACGUGGUGAUAGUAUGUGAUGCAACGCUACCCCGCAGGCAAUAG